Syngnathus acus (greater pipefish) is the source of this 5949-nucleotide messenger RNA. It is a transcript of the gene edc4, whose product is annotated as enhancer of mRNA decapping 4. Gene Ontology annotation, molecular function: protein binding. Gene Ontology annotation, cellular component: P-body. The coding region runs from base 112 to 4257 and encodes 1381 amino acids. The record is from RefSeq and is a predicted model, not a curated record. The transcript has 30 exons. Lineage: Eukaryota; Metazoa; Chordata; Actinopteri; Syngnathiformes; Syngnathidae. Gene Ontology annotation, biological process: deadenylation-independent decapping of nuclear-transcribed mRNA.
GCGGACCGGAAGUUUAAGCCGUUGCUCCUGGUGAACGAAGUGAAUAUUGACGGCGUCACUUCAGACCAAAAUUAUUCCUCACCCCCGUUAGUUCCCCCCAGUCCCUCAGCCAUGGCGUUCAGCGCUAGUAUCGACGUUGAAGGUGCCACACAGCAUCUCCGGGAUAUCCUGAAGCUCGACCGUCCUGGUAACAAUACUGAUACAGAAGCAAGUGAUGGUCAAAGACGGUUGUCCUUUAAUGGAGAACUCAACGGGCUAUUGGGAACAGCAGGUCUUCUCGGAGGUGGUGAUAUGACAUCGGACUCGACCAGACCUAUUUCCGCAGUCAACAGCAUUGCUCAGGAUAUCCAGAUAAUUCGCCUUUCUGGAGAUGAUCAGUCUACCUGCAUCCCCAUCAUCUCGGACAGUGUGGAGAUUGUGGCGAGUCAGGAAUCGAGCAUUAACAGCAAGGCUCGAGGUAGUAACAUGGUGAAGAUUCAGCCUGUUGCCAAGUACGACUGGGAGCACAAGUAUCAUUAUGGCAGACUUAUUGCUGUGUCAAAUUCCUUCAUGGCAUAUGCAAUUAGAGGAGCCAACAACCAGGCUAUGAUACGCGUUUUGAGUGUGGGCUCUGCAGAGCGAUGCUUACUGAAAGGCUUCACUGGUGCCGUCACCGAUCUGGCUUUCGCCCACCUUGACUCGCCUCUCUUGGGUUGUGUCGAUGAAGCUGGCAACCUGAUGGUUUGGGAACUCACCUGCACCAGCAGUACAAUACUAGAUCAAAUAGUUGUUCACAUCCAAAGGCCACAGGACACUCCACUGAACUUGCAUCGGCGUCUCAUCUGGUGUCCUUUCAUUCCAGAUGAAAAUGAUGACAACCAAGAUGACACCAGCCAGACUUUGGCUCUUCUGCAUGAAGAUAGGGCUGAAGUGUGGGACCUUGAAAUCUUGAGGGCCAAUAAUGCAAGUUGGCCUGUUAAUAUCACAGAUUUGAAAGAAGGCCUCAUCACAGUGGAUGGAUAUAACCAGCGUGUCAGUGAAGGCGCCCUAUCUCCAGAUGGAACAGUGUUAGCCACAGCCAGUCAUGAUGGAUACAUAAAGUUCUGGCAGAUAUAUAUAGAAGGGGGCCAGGACAAGCCAAGAUGUCUACAUGAAUUGCGUCCUCAUGGUGGACAUCCCCUUUCCUGUUUACUCUUCUGUGACAACCACAAAAGGCAGGACCCUGAUGUUCCAUUCUGGAGGUUUCUUAUAACUGGAGCAGAUCAGAACCAAGAAUUAAAGAUGUGGUGCACUGUUUCAUGGACGUGUUUGCAGACUAUCAGAUUCUCUCCAGAUCCACUGAACAUGACAAUUCUGCCUAGUCUUAAGGCAAGUUUGGACCUGUCUGCUGAGUAUCUUGUCCUUUCUGACGUACAGAGGAAGGUUCUUUAUGUGAUGGAACUGAGACAAGAUCUGGGAAGAGGCAAGGCAUCUUUCACUGCCGUGUCUGAGUUUCUGCUGACCCAUCCUGUGCUUAGCUUUGGAGUUCAAGAUGUUGCCCAAAGCCGUUUGCGACACACUGAAGUUCUUCCUGCAGAGGAGGAGAGUGAGAGCACAACAACAGAGGGCACUCAAGGGCCCACAGAGUCCAAAUCUGGCAUCCAGAUUAAACUGUUCUGUGUUCAUACCAAGAGUUUACAGGAUGUCCAGAUCUGGUUCCAACCUAAUGUGGAUUCCAACGCUACUAGUCUGCCCCUUUCGAAUCCUCCAGAUGGUUUCGGGUUUUCAGCCCAUCUCACAGACCAGAAUUCUGACAAGGACUCAGGGAGUGGAUCCCAGACAGACCUAAGGAACAUCUCAUCACUUCCUGCACCUACUGACUUCCUGUCAAACACAACCAAUGGCAAUGAGCAAAUGCCAAAAUUGAUGACUCCUGAUGCCUUCAUGACACUAAACACUUCGGUGCCUACAUCUCCUGGCAGUAGUGCCAGCAGUCUGACAAUUGUGACAGCAAUCAGCGACUCAACCAAUAGAACUUCUGAUGACAUUAGUCAGAGCCCCAACCGUGCAGAUAACAGUUUGUCACUUCCGGUUUCUAGUAGCAGUCCAAGACCUGCUUCUACUGCUUCAACUGUCCUGCGAGGACUGGAAGGCAUUCAGACACUGGCAUCCCCUAGUGCUCCAAUUGCGCUUGACAGCCCUCAGCUUCUUGAUUCUCCACUCAUGGCACCCCUUGCCUCCCCAACAAGGGCCCGCUCCCCUGAUGUUAUCUCCUCAGCGUCUACAGUCAUGUCCCAGGACAUUCCAGAGAUUGCAUCCCAGACCCUGCAGCUCCAGCGUGGUCUUGUGUCCACUUUGGAUUCUUUACCUCUGUCUGCUCUUCAAACUGAUAGUAUGGCCUCUGCUGCUUCUGCCCUUCACUUGCUCACUUCACCACGAUCAGCCAACAACAGCCUAUUGCCCCUUGAGCUUGGAUGUGUCGAUGGGCCUGUUGGAGGGUCUCUAGAGUUGGAGCCCAGACUUAGCCAAACACCAUCUCUCCUGGAGAACGCUUUAUCUCAGGAUAAUCCUGGGUUAGCAGGAGGGUCUACAGAGAACAGCAUUAGCCACACCUCUUGGCCAGCUGCUCCAGACAUCACCAGGGAAACAAGGAAUAGAGAAAAUAGUCUUGGAGACUGCUCAAGGGAUGAUUCAAACGACAGACUCCUGAGUUCACCCUAUGCAUGUCGGUCCUAUUGCCUCUCACAGAACGACAGUCAGGAUCCUGGUGCUGAGCAGAGUGACCAUGAGGAUGAAGUUGCUGGUUCAGCAUCAUCUUCUGCAAAUUGUGCCACACGUUCCUCUCACAGAAUACCUGUUAAAGACUGGAAAACCUCACCCAGAAGCUCACCAAAGCUGAAGAAAAAGACCAAAAAAGAUGAGAGUGACUCACCUCAGUUGAGACAGUUGGACUCUAGUCAGAUGAAUACAGAUGUGCAGCAAGAGUUAGUAAUGUUUCUCCGAGGACAACAAAGAGAGUUAACUGAACUACGUGGACAAAUUGAAGCCAUGCAGAGCUCCAUCAUAGCCCGAGUAGAACGUGCGCUGACCAGCCAUCAGGAACAAGAACAGUGCAGACUAGAGCGGGUUCUAGCAGAGACUCGGACUCAGCAACACCAUCAGGAACAACUCAGCCAGCAGCUGAGCCACACCCUUUGCAAUUCCCUAACAACCAGAAUGGACAAAGUGCUUCGAGAGGAGAUGAAGAAAACUGUUCCUCCAACAAUUUCAAAGAGUCUGGAGCCAGUGACAUCUCAUCUAAGCAACACCAUUUCUUCGAAACUGACCUCGGUAGAGGUUACCCUGAAGGACAAUGUUAUCAAGAUGGUCAAAUCCAAGAACACAACAGAUGCAAUUGGCCGAGCCGCAGCAGAGGCAAUGCAGGGUCCUAUCCAGGCUGCCUACAAAGAUGCCUUCCAGGGCAUUGUGCUGCCUGUUUUUGAGAGAGGCUGCCAGACCAUGUUUCAGCAAAUUAAUGAAAGUUUCAAGCAAGGAACACAUGAAUACAUACAGCAGCUCGAGGUCCAUGCAAAGAACAAAAAGCAGAGAGAGCAGGAAACACGAGACCCCACGAUUGACCAACUGCAACAUAUGAUAGACACCUUCCAAAGUUCCACCGAUCAACUGGCCAAUAGCGUGACAGCUAACAUCCGGGCUGAGAUCCAACAUCAGAUCCAGAUGAUGGUGGGAAAUUUGCAGGAGUCAAUUCUUAGUCAUGUACAGCGCAUUAUCAAAGGAGAGGUGAGCCUGGCAAUGAAGGAGCAGCAGGCAGUGGUCACCUCCAGCAUAGUGCAAGCAAUGAGGUCUGCAGCAGGGACCCCCGUCCCUACUGCACAUCUAGACUACCAGACGCAGCAAGCUAACAUCCUACAGCUUCUUCAGCAGGGACAACUCAACCAGGCUUUCCAGCAGGCUCUGUCAGCAACAGAUCUGAACUUGGUCUUGUACGUGUGCGAGACCAUCGACUCCCAGCAGGUGUUUGGACAACAGCCGUGCCCUCUUAGCCAGCCUGUGCUGCUGUCACUCAUACAGCAGCUCUCAUCCAACCUCAACACUCGCUCAGAGCUCAAAAUCAGCUAUUUGGAGGACGCAUUGAUGAACCUGGACCACGGUGAUCCUCGAACACGAGAUCACAUGGCCUCCGUGCUGACCCAAGUCAGACCAAAGCUCUUCGCAUUCAUCCAGCAGGACCCCCACAACCCUCUUACCAAGAGAGCGCGACGCCUCAUGAUGAUGCUCCAAGGACUUGUCAACCACUAGUUUAUUUCAAAUCUCAUUUUGAAGAUUUUUUUUUUUUUUUAAACAAAUGAUGUCGAGUCAGUUUUUGGAUGAGUAUAGAGAACUUGAUUCUUUGUAAUAUUCAAGGACAACUUCAGUCCACUAACUUUUUAUUUUCUUGGUGAGAAGGCAGUUGAUAGUGUUACCGCUGCGCCUGGGAGAUAGAGGCUGACAACGGUGGAGCGUAGAAGUAACACAGAGGUACUACUAGUCGCUGGGACUGAUGACUUUUGAGUUUAGGAAGGUUACUACCACUAUUUGUCUUCCCAUUCUUUCAACCCUCGUCGAAGCCAUGUAUCAAAUGUGGGAACAAAUCCCCCCCCAUCCAGUGCAAAUCAAUAGGCUCGUUUGAAUGAUUGUGAAGGAUCACUUUCUAAAAAGAUUUAUUUUUUUAGUUUUCCAGAUCUUCUCCCAGGUUGCCAUUGAAGACAGAGUGUUUUGUAACUCCUUCAUGCAAGCGUGCAUAAGACCUAAAGAAUGUUCAUCUCUGUGGCCUGAUGUCGCCAAACCGUUGAGUUUUUUUCACUUUUAGGUUCCUCAAGCCAAACAGUCUGGAAUAGUUCAGGAGUUGACAUCUUUAGUGUUUAUUAUUAUUAUUAUUUUUUUUUUUUACUAAGCUCAUGUCAAACAAUUUGACUUUUUUCCCGGUGUAGACUCAACUGAGCCAGGUUGUUUCCUUGAAGAUUUUACUUUCAUCUUUUGUAACAAUAUUGAAAAAGAUAAAAUGCUUUAUUAAAACUGGCCUUUUCCAACAAACCAUUCCACUAAGGCUUCCUAUAGGAAGAAAGAACCCCCCCCACAUUUGAACAGAAUGCUUAAAGAUCAUCCUUCACAAUCUGAAAUGUGUGCAGCUUUAAUGCUGGCUCCCGUCCAGAGAAACUACAAAGUGGUCUCACUCUACAGUCCCAUUUGUUUUGUUUCUGUAUUCAAUAGUGUACACAUUUCCAAAAGUAUGAAACAAGUGUUUUGACAUACGUUACUGACAUUCACCUUUUAUCAGAGUAUAUCUGUUUGAAAACUGGAUGUGUAGUUACUUCUUGUGGGCUUUGGGAGGCAGCACCUAAUUGAAGCGCAUUCCCAAUUCGUUGCCCAUUGAGUCUGUUUUGGAACUACAAGCACUGUUAGCUCGUGUUCCUCUGACCGUUUUUCUGCACAAACAAAAUUGCUGGCUGGCCACUGUUUUGCUGACUGUCAAAGUCCUGUUUUUUUGACAUUUCUGCUCAGAAUUUAAAUUGGGAGUUGCCUAAAAAGUGCCUUACUGUAUUUUAUCUUGUUUUACAUGGUUCUUUAAUCCUGUUUAGGCCUUCAGGAAGCUCUAGAGAUGAAGCAUUGCCCCCUUAAGUCUUGUCUCAGCAGUUAUGUCAUUAGCCAGGCAGUUUGUGGUGGCGUAUAAAGUCCGACUCAAACAGCACAUCAGAAAUGAACCUGUACUUUCAACAUUUAAAAUCCAUGUUGUCACUUAUUUUGGAUGCUUGGAAGAAAGAAGUACUAUCAUCUUGAUCUCUUCAGUUACACAUGUCAAGAGAAAAUAGAUUAACUCCUUCUCCCUGGGUGGGAACACAAGUGAAGAUUUUGUGUUGUAUUCUUUCAAUUGUUCCCUUUGCUGUUUGGAUAUUUUACAGUUUAUUUUAUUUUAAACGUUUGGAAUUUAAAAAAAACAAACUGUUGAAUUGA